AUGAGCCCACAACCAACAACAACCCAGACAACCACCACAAAGAGCCCACAACCAACAACAACCCAGACAACCACCACAAAGAGCCCACAACCAACAACAACUCAGACAACCACCACAAAGAGCCCACAACCAACAACAACUCAGACAACCACCACAAUGAGCCCACAACCAACAACAAUCCAGACAACCACCACAAAGAGCCCACAACCAACAACAACCCAGACAACCUCCACACCAAGCCCACAACCAACAACAACCCAGACAACCACCACAAAGAGCCCACAACCAACAACAACCCAGACAACCACCACAAAGAGCCCACAACAAACAACAACUCAGACAACCACCACAAAGAGCCCACAACCAACAACAACCCAGACAAUCACCACAAAGAGCCCACAACCAACAACAACCCAGACAACCACCACAAAGAGCCCACAACAUACAACAACCCAGACAACCACCACAAAGAGCCCACAACCAACAACAACUCAGACAACCACCACAAAGAGCCCACAACCAACAACAACCCAGACAACCACCACAAAGAGCCCACAACCAACAUCCCAGACAACCACCACAAAGAGCCCACAACCAACAACAACCCAGACAACCACCACAAAGAGCCCACAACCAACAACAACUCAGACAACUACCUCAACAAGGAAAACAAGUACAACCAGUCCUAACCUGGAAAUAUCAAAAGAACAUCGAAAAAGCAAAAUUUUCAAGUAG
Messenger RNA from Saccostrea cuccullata (small rock oyster), 735 nucleotides. Its product is annotated as salivary glue protein Sgs-3-like. NCBI's taxonomy places the organism in Eukaryota, Metazoa, Mollusca, Bivalvia, Ostreida, Ostreidae. Bases 1 to 735 code for a protein of 244 amino acids. The transcript is spliced from 2 exons. The record is from RefSeq and is a predicted model, not a curated record.